Glycine soja is the source of this 1506-nucleotide messenger RNA. Its product is annotated as F-box protein 7. The coding region runs from base 223 to 1218 and encodes 331 amino acids. Gene Ontology annotation, biological process: SCF-dependent proteasomal ubiquitin-dependent protein catabolic process. The transcript has 11 exons. Gene Ontology annotation, cellular component: SCF ubiquitin ligase complex. Lineage: Eukaryota; Viridiplantae; Streptophyta; Magnoliopsida; Fabales; Fabaceae. The record is from RefSeq and is a predicted model, not a curated record. Gene Ontology annotation, molecular function: protein binding.
GCAAAGGAGUGAGUUGGAUGUCAGGGUCAGGCUUCUCAAUCUCAUUAAAAGGACCCGCCAAAGUAUUGGGGCGCGUACCGUACGUACAUGGCCUACGUCGAUACGGCAGCGUUUUGAGGUAUUCUGCAAUUGUUACCGAACUCAUUCCCCUUUUUUCCGUCGUUCUUCUCAAUUUGUCUGAGAAAUUCGUGAAGGAACCUCACUCUGUUGCUGCAUUCCCCCAUGGCUUCUGCUUCAGGUACAGAUUUUGCGUUAGCGGUUUCUUCUGAACUCGAGUCAGUUUUGAGGCUGAAGACUGUUAACUACUUUGUUACGAGGAGGCCAUGGCUCGAUCUUUAUGGAGUUAACGUGAGACCUGUUGCGCCUGUUGGGAGUGCAAGUAGGAGGCCUUACGUGGAUCCUGCACUUAUACAUCGUUCCUUACCUGAUGAGCUGCUUUUUGAGGUUUUUGCUCGAAUGACUCCAUAUGAUUUGGGGAAGGCAUCUUGUGUUUGUCGAAAAUGGAAGUACACAAUUCGUAACCCUGUAUUUUGGCGCAAUGCAUGCUUGAAGGCUUGGCAGCUAUUUGGAAUUGUAGAAAACUAUAAGAUACUUCAAUCAAAAUAUGAUGGCUCAUGGCGGAAAAUGUGGCUGUUACGACCAAGGUUGCGGACUGAUGGUCUUUAUGUGAGUAGAAAUACUUACAUUCGAGCUGGAGUUGCUGAGUGGAAAAUCACUAAUCCCGUACAUGUGGUCUGCUAUUUCCGAUACUUGAGAUUUUUUCCAUCUGGGCGAUUCCUUUACAAGAAUUCAUCUCAGAAGAUCAAGGAUGUGGCAAAGUGCAUGAAUUUCCGAUCAUCUAAAAUAGACUGUGUUUUUGGUGGCCACUACACAUUGUCAGAUGACAAGGUUGAAGCUGCAGUCUUGUAUCCAGGCAUGCGACCCACUGUUUUGAGGAUACGUUUAAGGUUAAGGGGAACAACAACAGGGGCUAACAAUCGGAUGGAUUUGAUCUCACUUGUCACUAGUGGUGUAAACAGUAGUGAGGCAAGUGCACCCGAGGAGGACAUUCUUGGAGUUGUUGAAGGAUGGCAGGAUGAUGAAACACACAACCCAGAUGUACCAGCUGUCUCACAUAAGAGGGGCAUGACUCCCUUUGUCUUUGUUCCAUUUGAAGAGGUGGAGACAUCUGUUCUGAAUCUUCCGGUGGAGAAGAUGGAUUAUUUUGUACCUGGUUGAAUUAUUAUGAUGCCUCAGAAUAGAAUUGGUCCAUUGUAAAUAAUCCAUAACUUAAGGUCGUAGUCGUAGAAUUUGUAAAUUUAUAUAUUUGUAUGUUUAUGUGUAAGUAUGGCGUGAUGAGAUUGAUUUGGUUCGAGUUGCGGAAUUAUCCCUUUAUUCUGCUUUAUGCAUCUGGAUAACGGGAAUAAUCGUAAUUUUUGUUUUGCAAAUCAUGGAUUCGUUUGUUGAGGACAUGUAGUAAUAAAACUAUAUAAGAAUUGUGUAAGAUGUGUUUAACGUCUUUAUAUA